AUGUUGGGAUUGAUCCAGAAACGAUGCAAAUCAACAGCUCCACUAAUUCGACCGAUUCAUCGAGUUUUGAUUGCGAAUCGCGGAGAGAUUGCGAUUCGUGUGCAAAAUACGGCACGAAAAAUGGGAAUCGAGACGGUUUCCGUGUUCUCGGAUGCUGAUCGAAAUGCGCUAUUCGUCAAGAAAGCCGAUCAGGUAGGAUUUUCAAUGUGUUUGAGGGAAAUUUUUGAAAAUUCUUUUCAGGCUUAUCAUAUUGGUCCACCACUCGCCGCUGAAAGUUAUUUAAACAUGGAUAAGAUUAUCAACACGGCAUUGAAGUCAAAUUCCCAAGCAAUUCAUCCAGGAUACGGAUUUUUAUCAGAAAAUGCGGGAUUUGCUGAGAAAUGCGCUGAAGCUGGGUUGGUUUUCAUCGGACCGCCCGCGCAAGCAAUUCGGGAUAUGGGAGCGAAAAAUGUGUCGAAACAAAUUAUGGAGGAUGCAAAGGUGCCGGUUGUUAGAGGAUUUCAUGGAGCUGAUCAAUCGGAUGAGAAUUUGAGGAGAAAAUCGGAGGAAAUCGGUGAGAAUUUCUACUUUUUCUGUAGUUUUUGAAAGUUGGAAGGGUUAGUUCCUAAAUUUCUAGGAUUGGCAAACCCAGGAUUUCAUAGGUUUUUAAUGAAAUAUGUGUUUUAUAGUAGUUUUCGACCCGCUCAUCACGAUUCCGUUGUCAAAAAUUGCGAAACACAGCUCUUAUGA
Molecule: messenger RNA, 729 nt
Organism: Caenorhabditis angaria
Lineage: Eukaryota; Metazoa; Nematoda; Chromadorea; Rhabditida; Rhabditidae
Source: the annotation of a GenBank genome assembly